GUAGGGGCGUGGCUAACCCACGCGGUGCCGUGCUGGACGGAAUGGCAGAAAAUACCGAAGGCUCGGUGGAUAGUAACUCUUCCAAGACGGACAAGACACCUGAGUUUAGGUUCUCUCGUGCUCCAUCACUAGAAGACAUUCGCGUGAUGCAGUCCAGAUUUGCUGCCGAGCGGGACUGGGAACAAUUUCAUACCCCCCGCAACCUCCUACUUGCACUGGUAGGUGAGGUGGGAGAGCUCUCUGAGAUUUUGUAAGUCUUUCUCCAAGUUUUUAACCCUCGGUGCAAAACAAAACACACACAUACUCCAGCAUAUCUAUUAAUGGUACACUAUGCGCAGUGUGUCUAGGGUUUGCACUUUGGUGCUUCUCAUUUUUUAAAAGUGACCUGUGAAUUUUGAUUUCUGUAGCCAGUGGAGAGGAGAGGUAGAGUCUGGUCUUACAGGUACUGGUGGAGUGAGGCAGAGAGAGAGCAUGUUGGUCAGGAAAUGAGUGACAUUCUCAUCUACCUGGUGAGGCUGGCUGAGAUGUGCAGGGUCGACCUGCCGUCUGCCGUCACAAGAAAGUUUGCUCUGAAUGCCCAGAAAUACCCCGCAGAGAAAGCUUUCGGCUCCAUGAGAAAGUACACCGCUUAUCAAGCCCAAAAUAGCAACAAUUGACCAUUACAUCAUCCCAGUACAUACACAAUUUCAGUUCAUUACAUGAUUAUGACAUUUUUCAUCAAUGAAUCAAUUAUACUGAUCAACAAAAUCGAAACAAUGUAACACAGCAUGUAUAACAAGAACACGAUCAGUAAAUCACAAAAAAACGUGCAUGACGGUGAAAUGGAAAAUUGCUACACACAGGAGUGCGCAUUGAUUCGUGAUCUACUCGAGUUCUUGAUUUCUGAGCCAGUAGUUGCAGGAGAUGGUGACGCACAUGUAGACGGGUGUGAUGACGUAGAGGACAUACUGGAGAAUGAGGAAUAUGAUAGCUCCCACGUAGACCCCCUCCUGGCAGUAGUCGCUGCAGUCUGGGUCAUCUCGGGGACACUCGAACGGAGGUUUGCCAUCAAACGUCCAGAAGGAGCCCAGAAUGACUACUAUCACAUUGAUGGCUAGUAUGACGUAGAACACCACCUGCGUACAAAGUUUCAGUUAGGCAUUGCACAGAAAUAUAUAGGUCUGAGAAUACAAGAGACAUAACGGCAUAAUUAUAUAGCAGGAAACUUGGAAAGCAGAGAGGGUGGGCUCUACGCAGUGAGGCGUAUAAUACUGGUACUGGAGCGAAUGCAACGCACAUUUUUUUGGUGAGAAGUUAUGAUCGUGGUAAUUCCAGUAAUUACGUAUAUUAAGAGUUACGGGUCCGACAGUACAUACGCUCCUCCUUGUCGAAUACAGGAAAAUCGCACAUUCAGAUGACUAUACAGGCUAGCCAA
This is a messenger RNA of Geodia barretti, 1414 nucleotides long. Lineage: Eukaryota; Metazoa; Porifera; Demospongiae; Tetractinellida; Geodiidae. The record is from the annotation of a GenBank genome assembly.